AUGCCUGACACUGGAUCGGUCGGAGCAGGCGCUAUCGCAGGCAUUGUCCUCGGCGGUGUCUGUGUCGUGGGACUGCUUGCCGCAGCUGUCGGUUUAGCGCGCAACCGAAUGUGGAAUCGUCUUUUUCUACUUGAUGGAAGAUUGCAAGUCAGCUCGUCGAUUACUCGAGAUAUGAAGCCCGGAUCGGUCAGUACAUGCGUUUGCUGGCAAGAAACCAACCGUCUAUGCUGUUGA
Colletotrichum lupini is the source of this 234-nucleotide messenger RNA. RefSeq lists its product as uncharacterized. The record is from RefSeq and is a predicted model, not a curated record. NCBI's taxonomy places the organism in Eukaryota, Fungi, Ascomycota, Sordariomycetes, Glomerellales, Glomerellaceae. Bases 1 to 234 code for a protein of 77 amino acids. The transcript is spliced from 2 exons.